Paramecium pentaurelia is the source of this 1357-nucleotide messenger RNA. The record is from the annotation of a GenBank genome assembly. Lineage: Eukaryota; Ciliophora; Oligohymenophorea; Peniculida; Parameciidae.
AUGGAAAACUUACAUCCUGCAGAGGAAAUUGUUAGAAACAUACUUGACAAUAUUGAGUAACAUCAUAAGUUUAUAGAUUUUGUUAAUGCUAAUUCGAAUAAAUAAAAAUAAGGGAUUUGGAUUAAGUAAUAUCAUAAAGGAGAAGAAAUCAAACCAAUUACUGAAAAUAAUAUUAGAAUUGUAGAAUUACAAAAUGAAUAUAUUCCUAUUAAAUAACAGUUCCAUCAUAUUAUGGUUCAUAAAUAAUUUGUACCUAAUCUCUGUGGUUAUCACGCUACAUAUAAUCUGAUAUAAUGUGUUUAGAGUAUCAAAUAUAAGUAAACAUAUUAUUAUAUUCUUAGAAUUUCACCAUAGUUUUACGAUAUAGCAGCAUUUUGGUCCUAUGUUCGUAGAACCUAAGAUUUUUUAAAAUAAUAUAGAGACUAAAGAGGUUUAGAUGGUUCAGUUUGGCCAUGGAGAAAUGAAGAUAUAGAAAAAGGAGAUUUUGAAAGAACAUAUUUAAAAUGUUGUUUAGAAUCUAAACCACUUUUUAAAUAAACUUUUUCAAAUGAAGUCUUUGAUGGAAUCAAAUAUAUUAUUACUAAUGAUACGAUAUUUUAUUAAUAUGGUAAUAUUGUAAAUGGAUACAAUGAACGUUUGUCUUUAUAAAAGUAAUAGUAUAUGUUUAUAAUUUAGAAAAUUCAAUUUAUUUUAAGAGUUUAGACCAACCUAGAAUGAUGAAAUGAUUUAAACAUAUAUGCUUGGUGUUACUAAUCAUUGGAUUUCCUUUGUUGCAAUAAAAAAUAUGAAAGGAACUCAAUUUAUUGUAAUGGAUUCUAGAAAUCGAGAUUUCUUUCUAUGGAAUUAAUAAUAAAUCAAAGAGUUUUUAUAGUAAGAUUAAUUAGAUCGUCCUAAAAGAGGAUAAAAACCAUUAAAUCAAUUUUAUUUGGAUCUUUAUGAAUAAGGAAUGAAGGAUCUAUAAUAAUUAAUUACUCUUUUAAUAUCAUGGUUAACAGGAUAAUCAAAAUUAGAAGCUUAUGUGAGUAAUUAAAAAAUUCUAGUUUUUUUGAAUCCUUUAAUUGAACUACUUGAAAUCUCUUAAGAGGAAUAUAUCAAUCUCAAAUUUACUAAUGAAAAAGCUGAUGAACUCUAUUAAAUAUUGGCUUUAUGGUCAGAUUAAUAUAGAAUAACAGUGAGAGAAUAUAUAGGAAAUGUAACAUAAAUCACAUAAUUAAAUAAAAUACUAUUUCUAAAGGCUUUGGAAUUGGCAAAGUGUGCAUUGAAUUAUUAAACAAAAAGAGGAUUGUGGAAUUAAUAAAAAUAAUCAUCUCUACAUAGAAUGCUAGAAUAUUUAUAAUUAGUGUAUAAAUCUUUAUGA